AUGGCAAUGGAUUGGGCAGAACGAGAAGAGAUUGCUAAUAAAUGGAGGAAAUUGAACCCUCAAGAGAAGGCAACAUAUGGCUCUGCCUUGGAUUUAUCGGGUGGGCAAGUAGAAGGAUCAAGUGGGCAAGUAAACGUCUCACUGAAUGAGAAGGGUUUUACCAGUAGAUGCAGCCCGGAUCGAUUCCAUCAGACGGUGGAAAAAUUGUCGAAUCAGAAGCGCUUAGCAAUUAAUGAAAUUGGGUUUGGUAAAGUGGCAUCUUUGUGUUGCACUCGUUUACACCGCAAACUAUGCAAAUUUCUAACUGAAAGGUUCAAUCCUGAUACGUCUUCUAUACAACUGCACGGCAAAGUGAUUGGAAUAAGUGCCGUUGAGUUUGGGCGUGUUAUGGGUCUUAAGAACACCGGCGAGGUUGUUGAACUUGAGUGGCUGGUAGAAGAUGAAAAGGUGAAAGAGUUAGUGAAAAGUUUCGGUGGAAAUGGCAAGAGAUUAUUAGUAAGGGAUUUAGGUGAACAAUUGGAAAAGUGCGAAAAUGCCGAUGAGGACUUUAAAGUUCGAUUUGUGAUGUUCGCACUUGGCACUGUACUUUGCCCGACCUCCUCACCAUCAGUGACGGGGAACUAUUUAACUUUCUUGACGAUCCCAGGGAAGAUAGAGACUAAGAACUGGGCCGACCAUGGAUUCAACUUCUUAUGUGAAGGUAUUAGGUCGUUCAAAGCAAAGAAAGUUUUGUAUGUAAAUGGGUCACUACUAUUUCUCCAACUACUGUAUUUCGAUUCAAUUCUCCAUGGUGGAGUAUAUGUUGAUAAGUCUUUGGAUCCCAUUGUGUCAUGGGACAAUAAGUCGGUGUGGAAAAUGAUUAUAUGGGUCAGAAAGCAAGGUGGGUUUGAUAGUCCAACCGUUCGGGUAGUUUCAAAGCACAAUCCAACGAAUGAAGUGUCGAGAGUAAACCUUGAAAGAAUUGUUCAAGAAGUUGCAGUCAGUUUGGCGCCAAUAAUACAGGCCGAGGUGAAGCGAUCAGUUGAAGGACUUGCUAUAACUUUGGGGCCGAUAAUACAGGCGGAGGUCCAGCGGUCAAUGUUGGAAUUCACUGACAAGGUAAUGAGUCAAGUGAGCUCCUUCAAUAAAGACGCAAGACAACAUCUUCAUCCGGGACAUGAAGAUGUAAAUCAAACUAAGGACAGUCCACUGAAAGAACGAGAUCAAGGUGGUGAGAGUGUUGUGAAGAAGAAGGGUGAAGAAGCUAGCAAAUUAAAGGAGAAAGGUGUAGUUGAUGUAAACAAUACUUGGAUGCCAUUACCGGAUGGACAGAGUUUCAGUGAACCCGAGUUGAAAAUUGGCGUGGAAAAGAGGAAGUUCACAAAACCGGCCCGUGGUGAUGAAACUCGAAUUAAAACACGUCGAACGGGCGAAAGGCGUCCAGGAGUUCUUUGUAGAGAGCCAUGGGUUGACCCGUCAACCGCAAAAGGAAAGGUUGUGCAUUCAACGACGUCUAAGAUGAAAAUUGGGCCUUUCAAAUUAAAACCCGGGGACUUAGAAGACUCCGAUUUAGAGUUAUUUAGUUAUAUUUUUAGGUCUAACAACCUUUCAAGUGACGAAAUUAUAAUUCAAAUUGAAAACAAACAUCAUGUCACGAGAGGUGAGUUCAUGUGCUUGAGGCCCGAAGAGUGGAUUAAUGAUGGAGUACUCAACGCACACGUGUAUUAUCUACAAGAAAAGGGGUCAGGGAAUUGGUACUUCCCCACAUAUAUGGCGGAGCAAGUUCAAAAUACAAGAGAUGGUCAACUUUUCGAAUUGGCUGUCAAACUGAGAAGGGAAAACACAAAUCGGUUCACCGUAGGGCUUAAGAAGUGCGAGAAGAUGUUCAUUCCCGUUUUUGAUCGAAUCGGGAGUCAUUGGUAUUUGAUUGUGGUGCUUCCUAGCGAUAAAAAAGUUGAAAUAUGGGAUAGCCUCCCCGGUCCUAAGUACAACGCAGGUCGUUAUCAACAAGCAGAACGAAUUAUGAAAGUGUUGGACCACAUUUACAAUGAGGAGAUUGUCAACUAUUUUGAAAAGGGAUGGCAGUUUGCAAAAUUCAACAUUGUGCGAACUGACAAGGCCCGUAGACAAGUAAAUGGAUGCGAUUGUGGUGUGUUCGUUAUGAAUUGGCUACAAGACAUUGAAUGCAGAUCACACGGUUCAAAUAAAUUUCAACAUGCAAGUGAGCGCGUUCGCAUUGCACUAUCGUUGCUGAAGAACCCAAGAAACCGGCGUCUAAAGGAAGUAAGGGAGUCCGCUCGAAGAGUUGUCGACGAACAACUUGACAAGUUGGUCGAACAGAAGGAUCCCUUCAUCCCUCAUCAUCCCAUCGCAAGGAAGCCAAUAACACGCUCCCAGGCAAAGUAGAUUCAUUUUGACAGUAGGUGAUAAGGGUUUACAGUGUACAAAUUAGGUGUAAUGGCAUGUAUAUAUCCCUAUUUGCGCACAGUCAGGGUGCUUUUGUAGUAUAGCAAGUGCAAUUGCAUGACACGAUGUAAUUCCAUUAUUCGCUUAGAAAUGGUAUUUUGGUUUUCUUGACGACAUAGAAACAUUUCAUGACCAGAUCGAACCGCCUAGUUUCACUUGUUUGCUACGGUAUGUGUCUUGUUUGAAGAUUCAUCCACUAUAAUUCUAUUUUAUUUCUAUUA
This is a messenger RNA of Prunus dulcis (almond), 2666 nucleotides long. RefSeq lists its product as uncharacterized. Lineage: Eukaryota; Viridiplantae; Streptophyta; Magnoliopsida; Rosales; Rosaceae. The transcript is spliced from 8 exons. Gene Ontology annotation, biological process: proteolysis. Bases 1 to 2385 code for a protein of 794 amino acids. Gene Ontology annotation, molecular function: cysteine-type peptidase activity. The record is from RefSeq and is a predicted model, not a curated record.